AUGACAACCCACCACAACCCCUCCCCCGCAGAACCCACCACCACAUCACCCUCAAACCCAAACCAACCAACCCUCCCCGACGAGCACGACCCCCAAAAACUCGCAACAUCAGCGUUCACCGCCUCCCUCCACAGCCUCGGCGCAAACUACACCUCCGCCCUCGUCGACCGCGCCCAAAACCUACAUUCCAAUUCCGCCGCGCUCCAAAAGCAAGAAGCGCAGCUGGCGAAACACACCGAGGCCCUGCGCAAACAGAACGACACGUGGGAGAAAGUCGCGGAUGAGGGGCGCAAUGCGCUGAAGGAGAUUGGCGACGUGCAGAAUUGGGCGGAGUUGCUUGAGCGGGAUCUGUUGGUUAUUGAGGAGGUUGUGGGGGCUUUGGAGAGCGAGGAUCGAGACCGAGAGCUUGAUGAGGGGAAUUUGGAUUUGGGGGGUGGAGAGUGGAGGGGGGAGGAUGGGGAUGGAGAUGUUGGUAUGGAUGAAGAUGGUGGGGAGGGUAGAAGGGUUGAUGGGAAUGGGGAUGUGAUUACGAGCAUUAAUGGUAAUGGGAAGAUAUACAGAGACCAUGAAGCGGACGAUGGGAAAGACAAGAAGGGGAAGGGGAAGCAGGCGGCCGCGGAGAGGAAGGGGUGGUUUUCUUGGUUAUGGUGA
Messenger RNA from Aspergillus mulundensis, 651 nucleotides. RefSeq lists its product as uncharacterized. Gene Ontology annotation, biological process: endosomal transport. The transcript has a single exon. Lineage: Eukaryota; Fungi; Ascomycota; Eurotiomycetes; Eurotiales; Aspergillaceae. The record is from RefSeq and is a predicted model, not a curated record. Gene Ontology annotation, cellular component: BLOC-1 complex. The coding region runs from base 1 to 651 and encodes 216 amino acids.